AUGGAGCAUGGAGUCAAGUCGCCGAGCCACGAUGGCACCGUCGAGAUGGACUACGCCAACGACAUUGGCCACGACGUGCGCGCGCAGCAGGGCUCACACAACGCCCGUACCAACGACGAGACCAGGUCGCGGUACCUCCACUGGUUCCUCGGUGCACCGGGAACCUUGCUGGGCACACUCAUCGCGCUCUGCGUCGUCUUUGGUGUCGUGGGAGCCGCCGGCGACAACACCAAUUUCGGCGUCGUCUACCACGACCACGCCAAGUACACGUACGCUAUCGGGUGUCUCUUCCUCCGCGCCCUGACGUGCAUCGUCGUGCCCAAGAUCGUCCUUGACGUGGCGCUUUCGUGUGCCGACGUUGUCCGCGCACGGCGUAUGUUUCAAUUUCGCCGGCGCAUCGUCGGUCUUGCGCUCCUGACGACGCUGCUUGCAUCGGCGCAGGGGCUCGCAUGGGGUCUUCUUCUCGGCCAUAAGUUUCGCGGCACAACAUACACGUUCCGCCCUGCGGCACUGGGCCUUCUGUGCCCGCGUCUCGAGAGCGACAACACCACGACGACGACCUUGACAGGCGUUGUGGUUGUCGAGAACGGGACGCUGGCGUGCACGACCCAUGACAAACUCGCAUCGUUUGGCAUGGCCGACGACGUGUUCAAGCUCCGAAACACCAUCAAGCGCUGGACAACGUACGCCAGCGUCGGCGACGAGAUCCAGAGCAUGGUCCGUCGACUCGUGCCCCGCAACCUGACGCUGGCGCUGCUACACGGCGACGUCGCGGGGGCUGUCGUAUUUGCAAUCGUACUGGGGAUUGCGCUCGGCGUGUACGACGGUGACGACGGCGACGACGAUGCUGGCAGCGACACCCGCAUCGUCAAGGUGCUCCGUGAGCUCAACGCGAUCUUUGAGAUUAUGAUGUCUUACGUGGUGACGACGACGCCAGUUGCGCUCAUCCCGCUGAUUGUCGGGCCGCUUCUCUCGGGCACGCACGGCUACGAGGACUUUGCGCGUCUCGGGUAUUUCGUGCUGGCAUACCUGGCUGCGAUCGCGACCCAUGGCCUCGUCGUGCUCCCCACAGUGCUCGUGCUUGCAUCAUACACACACCCGCUGCGAUGGUUUCAGCACGUGCGCCAGGCACUGCUGUACGGCCUCGCCUGCAGCUCGUCGCGCCAAUCGCUGCCGUUGACGAUGCGAGCGCUAGACAAGCACGUGGGCACGCCAGAGGCAGCGCGCUUUGGCGUCGUUGUCGGCACUACGCUCAACCGGAACGGCGCGUCCAUGUACAUCACGCUCUCGCUUGUGUGGCUCUUUUACAAUGCAGGUCUUGACGAUCGGUUGACGCCUGUCAAGACGUGUCUGAUUCUUCUCUGCGGCGGGCUCGGGUCUCUCGCUGCGGCGCCCGUGCGCUCGGGCGGCAUCGCAAUCGUCGUGAGUUUCUGGGCCAUGCUCUCGGGUAUUCCAACGCCGUAUGCGUACAGCCUCCUCCUCGUCGCCGAGUGCAUCAUGGACCCGCUGGCGACGAUGAUCAACAUGGCCGGCAACUUGGUCGUUGCCCACAUCGUGGGCAACGGAAACACCGACCUCCUGUCCCGGCAAGGGCGCACGAGUGCAUAG
This is a messenger RNA of Saprolegnia parasitica CBS 223.65, 1608 nucleotides long. RefSeq lists its product as hypothetical. The transcript has a single exon. Gene Ontology annotation, cellular component: membrane. NCBI's taxonomy places the organism in Eukaryota, Oomycota, Saprolegniomycetes, Saprolegniales, Saprolegniaceae. Gene Ontology annotation, molecular function: symporter activity. Bases 1 to 1608 code for a protein of 535 amino acids. The record is from RefSeq and is a predicted model, not a curated record.